This is a messenger RNA of Fomitiporia mediterranea MF3/22, 441 nucleotides long. RefSeq lists its product as uncharacterized. The record is from RefSeq and is a predicted model, not a curated record. Lineage: Eukaryota; Fungi; Basidiomycota; Agaricomycetes; Hymenochaetales; Hymenochaetaceae. Bases 1 to 441 code for a protein of 146 amino acids. The transcript has 3 exons.
AUGCGUGUCUUCCUUCGCCGACGCGAUGCGCCCUGGGAGGUUGUCGAUCACAAGUCUGUCCAGCCUGUCCCGACUUUCUACGACGACGAAGAUGUCGACAUCAUCCAUCUCUCUUCCGCAGAAACACGCGGCACCUAUGUGUUCGAAUCACACUCUGGAGCGUCGAGCAAGCGCUCCAGCGGAUGGGCGAGCCAAUCAACACGUUCAGGUGCAGAACACGGACGCAAGGCGCUUAUCUUUGCCCGUCAGCAGCUCCUUAGAGAAGUCGCCAAGAAGGACUGCAAUGUUCUCCUGCUUGAAGGAUGGAGCCUUACUGUCCUCCGGAAGGGUAAGCGGGUGCGAUUUGAAGUGCAAUACAGUGGUCGUGGCGCACUCGCGGCUGGCAAGCCGGACAUUGCACACCGACAACCACCUUUUAUCGAAUUACUCGGCCCGGCAUAG